CUCUCUCAGUUUGACUCUGAGGGAUCAGGAGUAAGACAAACUCGUCUCAAGUGCUCAAAAAACUGCAAGAUUUGCGCGCCUCACAUUCUAAAUAAAGUUUCUCUGGUGAUGUAGCUAUGUACCAUGACCCAGAAGCUCUUUGUCUUGUCUGGUUCUUGUCAGAAGGUCUGAUGUCUAGACCGUGUGCUCCUUCAUGUGUGGUCCAGUUGAACUCUCCUUGACCAUUCGAUGGACCACAAACAGACCAGCAGCUACUGUGACCGCACUACUUCACCUUGACUCUUCACCCCUUUACCUUUGAACCCUCACCCCUGACCCAUACUCUUGACCUCUAACCCCUCACUCCAUAUCCUUAACCUUACUCCUCUCCUCUCCUCUCCUCUCCUCUCCUCUCCUCUCCUCUCCUCUCCUCUCCUCUCCUCUCCUCUCCUCUCCUCUCCUCUCCUCUCCUCUCCUCUCCUCUCCUCUCCUCUCCUCUCCUCUCCUCUCCUCUCCUCUCCUCUCCUCUCCUCUCCUCUCCUCUCCUCUGCACUCCACUCCACUCCACUCCACUCCACUCCACUAUGUUAUCCCGCAUCUCUACAGUCCUCCUAGCUGUGUUGUGUCGGUGUGUGCUAGUGUCUCUGGGGGUGGACCCCCCUCACCCCCGUCGAGAGAUCCGGAUCGAGGGAGACCUGGUCUUGGGGGGGCUGUUCCCAGUCCAUGAGAAGGGGGGAGGGAUAGAGGAGUGUGGGAGGGUGAACGAGGACAGAGGGAUCCAGAGGUUGGAGGCCAUGCUGUUUGCUAUAGACAGGAUCAACUCUGAUCCUACUCUACUGCCUGGAGUCAGUCUGGGAGUUCACAUACUGGACACCUGUUCUAGAGAUACAUACGCACUGGAACAGGCGCUGGAGUUUGUGCGUGCAUCUCUGACCAAGGUGGACGAUACAGAGUUUAUCUGUCCUGAUGGAUCCUACGCUCUACAGGAAGACAUUCCCCUGGCCAUUGCUGGAGUUAUAGGAGGAUCCUAUAGCAGUGUGUCUAUACAGGUGGCCAACCUGCUGCGCCUCUUUCAGAUCCCUCAGAUCAGCUAUGCCUCCACUAGCGCCAAGCUCAGCGACAAGACACGCUAUGACUACUUUGCCCGCACGGUGCCCCCUGACUUCUACCAGGCCAAGGCCAUGGCAGAGAUCUUGCGGCUGUUCAACUGGACCUACGUGUCCACGGUGGCAUCAGAGGGAGACUACGGAGAGACGGGCAUUGAGGCCUUUGAACAGGAAGCCCGUAUGAGGAACAUCUGCAUCGCUACCUCUGAGAAGGUGGGCCGCUCUAACGCUAAGAAGUCCUAUGAGGCAGUGAUCAGGCAGCUCCUCCAGAAGCCCAACGCCCGCGUAGCUGUCCUCUUCCUGCGCAGCGAUGACGCUCGGGAACUGCUCUCUGCCGCCGCACGACUCAACACCACCUUCAUCUGGGUGGCCAGUGACGGCUGGGGGGCACAGGAGAGCAUUGUCAAGGGCAAUGAGGCCACAGCCAACGGGGCCAUCACCCUGGAGCUGGCGGCCAAUCCCGUGCCGGCAUUCAACCGCUACUUCCUGUCUCUGGAUCCAAUCAACAACCACCGCAACCCCUGGUACCGAGAAUUCUGGGAGCAGAAGUUCCAGUGCUCGCUUGGAGGAGGGGGUGGAGGAGUAGGAGCUGGGGCAGGGGCAGGAGCAGUAGGGUCAGGGGGAACUGUGUCUCUCUCUCUCCCUCCCUGUGAGAAGGGUGUGUUGGUGGAUGAUAGUAACUUUGAGCCGGAGUCCAAGAUCAUGUUUGUGGUGAAUGCGGUAUAUGCUGUGGCCCACGCCCUCGAUAAGAUGCAGAGAACACUGUGUUCCAACACCAGCAAGCUCUGUGACAGCAUGAAGGCUCUGGAUGGACGCAAGCUCUACAGAGACUACCUUCUCAACAUCAGCUUCACAGCUCCCUUCUCUCCUCCCGGUAUUGAGACCGUGGUGAAGUUUGAUGCCUAUGGCGACGGAAUGGGACGCUACAACAUCUUCAGUUACCAGCACAACGCUGAUCGCUACGGUUACGUGCCCAUCGGUGAGUGGGCGGAGACUCUGAGCCUGAGCAGUGACCUGAUUCGCUGGCCAAGGGAGAUGGUGCCCUCAUCCCAGUGCAGCGACCCGUGUGCCCGCAACGAGAUGAAAAAGAUGCAGGCUGGAGAGUACUGUUGUUGGAUCUGUACGGCGUGUGAGGCUCAUGAAUACCUAGCUGAUGAGUUCACCUGUUCGCCCUGCGCCCCUGGCCAGUGGCCCAGUGAAGACCUCACUUCCUGUUACGACCUGCCUGAGGACUACAUCAUGUGGGAGGACGCCUGGGCUAUCGGACCAAUCAGCAUCGCUGUUGUUGGGUUCCUGUGUACAUCUCUGGUGUUCUGGGUGUUUGUGAGACACAACAGCACGCCCCUGGUGAAGGCGUCAGGCAGAGAGUUGUGUUACAUUCUCCUGCUGGGUGUCUUCAUGUCCUACUCCCUCACCUUCCUCUUCCUGGCCAAGCCCUCGCCUGCUAUCUGCGCCAUGCGACGCCUCGGCCUCAGCACCUCAUUUGCUGUCUGCUACUCUGCCCUGCUCACCAAGACCAAUCGGAUCGCCCGGAUCUUCAGUGGGGUGAAGGACGGGGGCGGGACCACGAAGCCGCGCUUCAUAAGCCCCACAUCGCAGGUGUUUAUCUGUCUCAGCCUGAUAUCGGUCCAGUUAGUGAUGGUGUCUGUGUGGUUGCUGCUGGAGGUUCCUGGUACCAGGAGGUUUACGUUACCGGAGCGACGGCAGACAGUGAUCCUGAAGUGUAACGUCCGUGACUCCAGCAUGCUGCUGUCGCUAGGAUACGACGUGCUCCUGGUCAUCCUGUGUACUGUGUACGCCUUCAAGACCAGGAAGUGUCCAGAGAACUUCAACGAGGCUAAGUUCAUAGGUUUCACCAUGUACACAACCUGUAUCAUCUGGCUAGCCUUCCUGCCCAUAUUCUACGUCACAUCCAGUGACUACAGGGUCCAGACCACCACCAUGUGUAUCUCUGUCAGUCUUAGUGGCUUUGUGGUGCUGGGCUGUAUGUUCGCUCCCAAGGUCCACAUCAUCAUGUUCCAACCACAGAAGAACGUCACCAGUCUCCGCCUCAAUAUCAACCGCUUCAGUGUCAGUGGUCCUGCCACCACAUACGCUUCACACGCAUCAGUGAGUGCCCAGUACGUACCGACAGUGUGUAAUGGGAGAGAGAUCGUCGACUCCACCACUUCCUCUCUGUGACCACACCCACUCACCUCUCUAACCCUGCCCCCCAGAGACUGUUAGCCAAUAGGCACACAUUGUGCCCCCCUGCCCCCUCCUCCCACGACGUGGACUAGCACAGUUCUGUUUCACGGCUGUAGAAAGGGUUUAAUACUACUUUGUUUUCUAGUGCUGUACAUAUAAUGGAAUCAAAAUUGUUGUAGAGGAACAAAAGAACCAAAACAACUUUGUAGGAGGAUUUUUUGAGCCUUUGUUUUGAAAAGCUUUGUUAAGACGUGUGUACAUAUAUAACUGUGCACUGGGUUGUGAUAGGAGUGUGUAUGUGUUAAGGUUGUGAUAGGAGUGUGUGUGUGUGCUAAGAUUGUGUUAGGAGUGUAUGUAUGUGUGUGUUAGGGUUGUGAUAGGAGUGUGUGUCUGUGUGUGUGUGUUAGGGUUGUGAUAGGAGUGUGUGUAUGUGUGUGUGUUAGGGUUGUGAUAGGAGUGUGUGUAUGUGUGUGUGUUAGGGUUGUGAUAGGAGUGUGUGUAUGUGUGUGUGUUAGGGUUGUGAUAGGAGUGUGUGUAUGUGUGUGUGUGUGUUAGGGUUGUGAUAGGAGUGUGUGUAUGUGUGUGUGUUAGGGUUGUGAUAGGAGUGUGUGUAUGUGUUAGGGUUGUGAUAGGAUUGUGUGUAUGUGUGUGUGUGUGUGUGUAUAUGUAUGUGUGUGUGUGUGUGUGUGUGUGUGUUAGGGUUGUGAUAGGACUGUGUGUGUGUGCAUUUUAUGGUUGUGAUAGGAGUAUGUGUGUCUGUGUGUGUGUAUAUGUGUUAGGGUUUUGAUAGGAGUGUGUGUGUGAGUUAGGUUUCUGAUUGGAGUAUGUGUGUGUUAGAGUUGUGAUAGUAGUGUGUGUGUGUUAGGAUUGUGAUAGGUGUGUGUGUGUGUGUGUGUGUGUGUGUGUGUGUGUGUGUGUGUGUGUGUGUGUGUGUGUGUGUGUGUGUGUGUGUGUGUGUGUGUUGGGAUAGUGAUAGGAGGAUGUGUGUGUGUUAGGAUUGUGAUAGGAGUGUGUGUAUGUAUUAGGGGUGUCUGAGACAGAUGUUCUGUAGGGGUAGUGGCUGAGACAGCCUCACCUGCAAUAGCCCGCAGACUUUGUACUAUUUUUUGUAGGUCUCAUUGUAAUAACCCAGUCAGUAUGCAUUUGUAUUCAUUUGUAUGUUGUAUGUUGUAUCUGUAUAUUUGUAUAUUACUGAUGGUUGCAACAGCACAAUGUUGACAGUAUUAUGUAACUCCAGUAGGAUUCCCACUACAGUGGAUGAAGCUCCCUGAGUUGGGCUGACGAGCCCAUAGGAAUAGAAUGGCUGGAACGGACAUAGUAUCCACAUUUCAUACAGUUUGUUGAAUCACACAUUUGCUCUCAUUGUAGCAUAUUAGCCAAGUGGUUAGAGGGUUGGGCCAGUAACUGAAAGGUCGCUGGUUCAACAUCUUCAGUUACCAGCACAACGCUGAUCGCAACAGAUACGUGCCCAUUGGUGAGUGGCCGGAGACUCUGAGCCUGAGCAGUGACCUGAUUCGCUGGCCAAGGGAGGUGGUGCCCCCAUCCCAGUGCAGCGACCCGUGUGCCCGCAACGAGAUGAAGAAGAUAAAGGCUGGUUAGGAACACACACACACAGGGCUUUAAGCAGAUCUAGUGACAGCACUAGUAGAAGCUCUGUUCGAGUCCCCGAGCCGAUAAGGCGAAUAAUCUGUCGAUGUGCCCUUGAACAAGGCUCUUAACCCUAAUGGCUCCUGUAAGUCGCUCUGGAUAAGACUGUCUUCUAAAAUGGAAAUGUAAAAAAUAUAGCAGUAUAGAAUAUUUAUUGAACUUUCCAAAUGAUGCACCCAAUAUGGCAGCCAGUCCAGUCAUUGUAUUGAACCUGAAUGUCCUUUCUACGCAUCCUAAUUCUAUAGAACAGCCACUGUAUAUUAGGGUCCAAUUACCUUGUGGCCAUAGUAACAGACGUGUGUACAACAACGCAACAACAUUUCUCCUUAACCAGCAUUUUUGGCAUAAACUUUAGCAACGAUGUGACAACACAAGGUAGUUCAUUACAAGUGACUGUUUAAAGUCUUAACUGCCAUUAUUGUCAAUAUUAAAGAAACUUUACAGAUGCUAUGUCACUUAAAGAAACAUUACAGAUGCUAUGUCACUUAAAGAAACAUUACAGAUGCUAUGUCACUUAAAGAAACAUUACAAAUGCUAUGUCACUUAAAGAAACAUUGCAGAUGCUAUGUCACUUAAAGAAACAUUACAGAUGCUAUGUCACUUAAAGAAACAUUACAGAUGCUAUGUCACUUAAAGAAACAUUACAGAUGCUAUGUCACUUAAAGAAACAUUACAGAUGCUAUGUCACUUAAAGAAACAUUACAGAUGCUAUGUCACUUAAAGAAACAUUACAGAUGCUAUGUCACUUAAAGAAACAUUACAGAUGCUAUGUCACUUAAAGAAACAUUACAGAUGCUAUGUCACUUAAAGAAACAUUACAGAUGCUAUGUCACUUAAAGAAACAUUGCAGAUGCUAUGUCACUUAAAGAAACAUUACAGAUGCUAUGUCACUUAAAGAAACAUUACAGAUGCUAUGUCACUUAAAGAAACAUUACAGAUGCUAUGUCACUUAAAGAAACAUUACAGAUGCUAUGUCACUUAAAGAAACAUUACAGAUGCUAUGUCACUUAAAGAAACAUUACAGAUGCUAUGCCACUUAAAGAAACAUUACAGAUGCUAUGCCACUUAAAGAAACAUUACAAAUGCUAUGUCACAUAAAGAAACAUUACAGAUGCUAUGUCACUUAAAGAAACAUUACAGAUGCUAUGUCACUUAAAGAAACAUUACAGAUGCUAUGUCACUUAAAGAAACACUGCAGAUGCUAUGUCACUUAAAGAAACAUUACAGAUGCUAUGUCACUUAAAGAAACAUUAGAUAUGUUAUGUCACUUAAAGAAACAUUACAGAUGCUAUGUCACUUAAAGAAACACUGCAGAUGCUAUGUCACUUAAAGAAACAUUACAGAUGCUAUGUCACUUAAAGAAACAUUACAGAUGCUAUGCCACUUAAAGAAACACUGCAGAUGCUAUGUCACUUAAAUAAACAUUACAGAUGCUAUGUCACUUAAAGAAACAUUAUAGAUGCUAUGCCACUUAAAGAAGCACUGCAGAUGCUAUGCCACUUAAAGAAACACUGCAGAUGCUAUGCCACUUAAAGAAACACUGCAGAUGCUAUGUCACUUAAAGAAACAUUACAGAUGCUAUGUCACUUAAAGAAACAUUACAGAUGCUAUGUCACUUAAAGAAACUUUACAGAUGCUAUGCUACUUAAAGAAACAUUACAGAUGCUAUGUCACUUAAAGAAACAUUACAGAUGCUAUGUCACUUAAAGAAACAUUACAGAUGCUAUGUCACUUAAAGAAACAUUGCAGAUGCUAUGUCACUUAAAGAAACAUUACAGAUGCUAUGUCACUUAAAGAAACAUUACAGAUGCUAUGUCACUUAAAGAAACAUUACAGAUGCUACUUAAAGAAACACUGCAGAUGCUAUGUCACUUAAAGAAACAUUACAGAUGCUAUGUCACUUAAAGAAGCAUUAGAGAUGCUAUAUCACUUAAAGAAACAUUACAGAUGCUAUGUCACUUAAAGAAACACUGCAGAUGCUAUGUCACUUAAAGAAACAUUACAGAUGCUAUGUCACUUAAAGAAACAUUACAGAUGCUAUGUCACUUAAAGAAACACUGCAGAUGCUAUGUCACUUAAAGAAACAUUACAAAUGCUAUGUCACAUAAAGAAACAUUACAGAUGCUAUGUCACUUAAAGAAACAUUACAGAUGCUAUGUCACUUAAAGAAACAUUACAGAUGCUAUGUCACUUAAAGAAACACUGCAGAUGCUAUGUCACUUAAAGAAACAUUACAGAUGCUAUGUCACUUAAAGAAACAUUAGAUAUGUUAUGUCACUUAAAGAAACAUUACAGAUGCUAUGUCACUUAAAGAAACACUGCAGAUGCUAUGUCACUUAAAGAAACAUUACAGAUGCUAUGUCACUUAAAGAAACAUUACAGAUGCUAUGCCACUUAAAGAAACACUGCAGAUGCUAUGUCACUUAAAUAAACAUUACAGAUGCUAUGUCACUUAAAGAAACAUUAUAGAUGCUAUGCCACUUAAAGAAGCACUGCAGAUGCUAUGCCACUUAAAGAAACACUGCAGAUGCUAUGCCACUUAAAGAAACACUGCAGAUGCUAUGUCACUUAAAGAAACAUUACAGAUGCUAUGUCACUUAAAGAAACAUUACAGAUGCUAUGUCACUUAAAGAAACUUUACAGAUGCUAUGCUACUUAAAGAAACAUUACAGAUGCUAUGUCACUUAAAGAAACAUUACAGAUGCUAUGUCACUUAAAGAAACAUUACAGAUGCUAUGUCACUUAAAGAAACAUUGCAGAUGCUAUGUCACUUAAAGAAACAUUACAGAUGCUAUGUCACUUAAAGAAACAUUACAGAUGCUAUGUCACUUAAAGAAACAUUACAGAUGCUACUUAAAGAAACACUGCAGAUGCUAUGUCACUUAAAGAAACAUUACAGAUGCUAUGUCACUUAAAGAAGCAUUAGAGAUGCUAUAUCACUUAAAGAAACAUUACAGAUGCUAUGUCACUUAAAGAAACACUGCAGAUGCUAUGUCACUUAAAGAAACAUUACAGAUGCUAUGUCACUUAAAGAAACAUUACAGAUGCUAUGCCACUUAAAGAAACACUGUAGAUGCUAUGUCACUUAAAGAAACAUUACAGAUGCUAUGUCACUUAAAGAAACAUUAUAGAUGCUAUGCCACUUAAAGAAGCACUGCAGAUGCUAUGCCACUUAAAGAAACACUGCAGAUGCUAUGCCACUUAAAGAAACACUGCAGAUGCUAUGUCACUUAAAGAAACAUUACAGAUGCUAUGUCACUUAAAGAAACAUUACAGAUGCUAUGUCACUUAAAGAAACAUUACAGAUGCUAUGUCACUUAAAGAAACAUUGCAGAUGCUAUGUCACUUAAAGAAACAUUACAGAUGCUAUGUCACUUAAAGAAACAUUACAGAUGCUAUGUCACUUAAAGAAACACUGCAGAUGCUAUGUCACUUAAACAAACUUUUUAGAUGCUAUGUCACUUAAAGAAACACUGCAGAUGCUAUGCUACUUAAAGAAACACUGCAGAUGCUAUGUCACUUAAAGAAACACUGCAGAUGCUAUGCUACUUAAAGAAACACUGCAGAUGCUAUGCCACUUAAAGAAACACUGCAGAUGCUAUGCCACUUAAAGAAACAUUGCAGAUGCUAUGUCACUUAAAGAAGCAUUACAGAUGCUAUGUCACUUAAAGAAACAUUGCAGAUGCUAUGUCACUUAAAGAAACACUCCAGAUGCUAUGUCACUUAAAGAAACAUUGCAGAUGCUAUGCCACAACCCUAAACUGACUCACUGAUGUUUCGUUUAGCAUUCAGAAACUUUAAUUGAAAUCGCUCCACAAGCACUGUUUGUAGAAAUGAGUUUACGCCGAACAAGUGUAGUUGAACACGUCUUCCCUGCAUCCUUUAAACCAAUGAGUAGUGAGCCCUCCCUUGUCGAAGUGUUCUAUAGUCAUGUGAUGAUGUUCUAUUAAUGGCUAUGUGCCUUAAAGGGAAAUUCCACCCCAAAACGAUAUUUUGGUAUUUGUUUCAUUAGUCCAUAUAGCCCCCAAAUGUAUAUACAGUACCAGUCAAAAGUUUGGAGACACCUACAGUACUCAUUCCAGGGUUUUUCUUUAUUUGUACUAUUUUCUAAAUUGUAGAGCAAUAGUGAAGACAUCAAAACGAUGAAAUAACACAUAUGGAAUCAUGUAGUAACCAAAAAAGUGUUAAUCAAAUCAAAAUACCCUUUGACUUGAUGACAACUUUGCACACUCUUGGCAUUCUCUCAACCAGUUACACCUGGAAUACUUUUCCAACGGUCUUGGAGGAGUUCCCACAUAUGCUGAGCACUUGUUGGCUGCUUUUCCUUCACUCCACUGUCCAACUCAUCCCAAACCAUCUCAAUUGGGUUGAGGUCAGGUGAUUGUGGUGGCCAGCACUCCAUCACUAUCCUUCUUGGAUAGCCUGGAGGUGUGUUGGGUCAUUGUCCUGUUGAAAAACAAAUGAUAGUCCCACUAAGUGCAAAGCAGAUGGGAUGGCGUAUCGCUGCUGUGGUAGCCAUGUUGGUUAAGUGUGCCUUGAAUUCUAAAUAAAUCACUGACAGUGUCAAAGCACCUCCACACCAUCACACCACCUCCUCCAUGCUUCACAGUGGGAACCACACAUGCAGAGAUCAUCCGUUCACCCACACCGCGCCUCACAAAGACAGGGCGGUUGAACCAAAAAUCUCAAAUUUGGAAUUCAGACCAAAGGACAGAUUUCCACCUGUCCAAUGUCCAUUGCUCAUGUUUCUUGGCCCAAGCAAGUCUCUUCAUCUUAUUGGUGUUCAUCUUCUUAUUGGUGUUCAUCUUCUUAUUGGUGUCUCUUUGCAGCAAUUCGACCAUGAUGGCCUGAUUCAUGAAGUCUCCUCUGAACAGUUUAUGUUGAGAUGUGUCUGUUACUCUGGAAUGCAUUUAUUUGGGCUGCAAUUUCUGGAUUGGAUUGGACAAUUUCUGGAUUGGAUUGGACAAUUUCUGGAUUGGAUUGGACAAUUUCUGGAUUGGAUUGGACAAUUUCUGGAUUGGAUUGGACAAUUUCUGGAUUGGAUUGGACAAUUUCUGGAUUGUCGUUUCUCAUUGCUUAUUUGAGUUGUUCUUGCCAUAAUAUGGACUUGUUUUUUUUUAACCAAAUUGGGCUUUCUUCUGUAUACCACAACACAACACUGAUUUGCUGAAACACAUUAAGGAAAGAAAUUCCACAAAUUAUCUUUUAACAAGGCACACCUGUUAAUUGAAAUGAAUUCCAGGUGACUACCUCAUGAAGCUGGCUGAGAGAAUGCCAAGAGAGUGCAAAGCUGUCAUCAAGGCAAAGGGUGGCUACUUUGAAGAAUCUCAAACCUCAAAUAUAUUUGAAUUUGUUUAACACUAUUUUGCUUACUACAUUAUUCCAAAUGUGUUAUUUCAUAGUUUUGACGUCUUCACUAUUAUUCUACAAUGUAGAAAAUAGUCCAAAUAAAGACAAACCCUUGAAUGAGUAGGUGUGUCCAAACAGACUGGCACUGUAUAUCUUGAAAACAUGAUAUCUGACACGUGAAACAUUUUGGGAUUACAUCAACAAAGGACUAAUGAAACAAAUUUGAAAAAAUUGUUUUUGAAGUGUUUUCCUUUAAUGUGUGUCUGCUAGUUUCUCCACUCCAGCUUACAGUUCACCAAUCCCAACCUUAAUCGUUAGGGCUAAAAACUUCAAACUGACUCUAGAUCAGUGUUCAUGGUUAAAGUCAUCCUGCCCCCGGUGUUAUUCUAUCCUCUCAAGUUCUCAUUGUUGAUGUGAGGUGGGAGGGAAAGCAGAUAUUCUGGAUGCUCUCUUCUUAAAUAGAAUCCUCUCCUUGUCUCCUUUCCUUCAUCCCACUUUUCUGUUGUGUGAAACACAGGAAGUGUCCAGGAGAAUGAGGCCACACCCAUCUCUGCUAACAGGUUUGACUGGGGUGUGACAACCGCUGUUACACUCCUAACGCAGGUCACCAGUCAAACAUUUCCCCAAAGGCUUAGGAAUGGUGAAAAACUAAAAUAAGAGACAGUUUUUGUGAUUGAGCAUUUUUCUGUGUGUUUUGCAGCAGGCAUAGGAGCAGGGUUAUGUAAAAGUGUGCCACGGCCCAGAAGGCACAGCAUCAUGUUCAGCCCAGAGAUUGGAUGGCUGUUGUUCUGAGGCUCAUGCAUUCACUCCCCAGCCCUGCGCCAACCAGACACUAUAACCUCCCAUCCACUCCUCUCCCUGCAUGGCACAUUGCUAUGGACAACCACUGCCACAAUUCCUUUUGUUCUGAUGUAGUGGGAUGGGGGAGUCGAGUAUGAAGAAGGAUUAAGGAGUGGGAUGUUGAUUCAAAUUCAAGUUGUCUUUAAUUGGACUUGGCAGAAAACUCAACCAACCUACUUUCCCCCUCUCCAUCUCUCUCAUUGUCUCCCUGUCUUUCUCUGUCACCCAUGGCAGUCCCCCUUCACUCUCUCACCUUGUGAAACUCUGCUGGUGUAUUCGUCAGAGCCAAGAUUGCUUAAGACAGGCUCUGUACGGAUCCUGAGUCCACUGCAACACAAUGCCAAGAAGGGUUCUGUGACCGCGCUCCAUCAUGUCUAGCACACACAUACAGAGCCCGACUCAAAUACACACCAAGAACAUUGGCUGUCACGGCAGCAGCCUUGAAGAGGGUGGAGAUGGAGGGGGGGGGGGGGGGGGGGUGGAGAGAGAAGAGUUGGUGUUGCAGUCUGAUUGUGUGAGCUGUGUUCAACUCAAAGCAGUGGCAGCCUUGAAGAGGGUGGAGAUGGAGGGGGGGUGGAGAGAGAAGAGUUGGUGUUGCAGUCUGAUUGUGUGAGCUGUGUUCAACUCAAAGCAGUGGCAUACUGUAGAAAUACAGAUGAGGUAUACAUCUAAUCCCUUUUAAAAUGUAUACUAUACUAGUUAGCUUGACCAACAGAUGACAGGGAUUGUAAUGUGUACAUAUGGGAAUAGGCUAGGAGUGACUGGUCCUUCACAAGCAAUGUAGAACAAUACAACAAAACAGUAUUUUACCAUUAUAAAGUGUCAAUGCUAAUGGUACUAACUCUGUCCAAAGGUGUCAUUAAUAAUGUUAUAAAAGUAUGUGUCCGCUUUCACAGCGUAUUCUCACCUGGAAUGGGUCAGUGAUCUCCAGAUCCCCAAGAGAACCACCCAGAACAUUCUGGAGUCAAGGUAGAAGUUUUUCCUAUAACCACAGAUCUAGGGUCACACUAUCCUCAAUCCUAACCUUAACCAUUAUAGAAUGACAAAGUAUCUGACCCUGGAUCAGUGGUUAGAUCUGGGGUCAACGUGAACCCUGACCUCUUUGGACUGGCCAAUCAGAAAGCAAUAGAGCUCCUCAUACGUGCAAUAACGAGGACAUCAUAAUAAACAAUAACAAAUGA
Molecule: messenger RNA, 12289 nt
Organism: Oncorhynchus kisutch (coho salmon)
Lineage: Eukaryota; Metazoa; Chordata; Actinopteri; Salmoniformes; Salmonidae
Gene: grm3
Product: glutamate receptor, metabotropic 3
Exons: 13
Coding region: 564-3266 (900 amino acids)
Biological process (GO): G protein-coupled receptor signaling pathway
Cellular component (GO): membrane
Molecular function (GO): G protein-coupled receptor activity
Source: RefSeq, a predicted model, not a curated record